AUGUCAUUCAAGCUAUUCGCGGAUGCAAAAUUUUCCACCGUGUACGCCAACUGUUACACCUUACAGAGGUUAUCUUUCUUCAAAUCUAGGUCAUUGGUGAACAUAGCGAAAAUCGGAAUCUAUAGAACGCGCACGUUAUACGCAUGGCUUGCAGACCAUACAGCCACCUACGCUAAAUUCCGGUCUUUCUGGACAACGGACAUCACAGAUAGGGUUUUAACAUAUCUCCAGGAGAGGUAUCCAGCACCAUAUGACCAUGCCAUAGAUGUCGGUUGUGGCUCAGGUCAGUUUACACAGCUUCUGGCCCCUCACUGUAAACAAGUGACGGGUAUAGACAUCAGCGCUAAUCAGAUUUCAGAAGCAAUCAAAGGGAAUGACAGAAAGAAUAUCACAUACAAAGUGGGUGCUGCUGAAUGUUUUCCAAUAGCUGACCAGUCUGUGGAGCUAGUUACCUGUGUUCAGGCCGCCCACUUUAUUGAUAUGGACAAAUUCUGA
Messenger RNA from Lingula anatina, 495 nucleotides. RefSeq names its product putative methyltransferase DDB_G0268948. The record is from RefSeq and is a predicted model, not a curated record. NCBI's taxonomy places the organism in Eukaryota, Metazoa, Brachiopoda, Lingulata, Lingulida, Lingulidae.